Molecule: messenger RNA, 6012 nt
Organism: Plasmodium malariae
Lineage: Eukaryota; Apicomplexa; Aconoidasida; Haemosporida; Plasmodiidae
Product: conserved Plasmodium protein, unknown function
Exons: 3
Coding region: 1-6012 (2003 amino acids)
Source: RefSeq, a predicted model, not a curated record
AUGAGAGGAGAUAAAUUGGAUUUGUUGUAUGUCUACAAUGACUAUAGUAUAAACAACUUGUUAGAAGAACAUGGUAAGAGUAAAAAUCAUGACAGAAGUGUAUUAAAAGACUAUGAAUCGAAUGAUAAAACGCAUGAAACACAUAAAACAUCUAAAACGCACAAAACACCCAGAGCACUCAAAACAUACCAACAUAAUGAUAUUAUGUAUGAGAAUAGUAGUAAGGAAAAAAAGAGGACCUAUGAAAGGAGAAAUGGUGUGCAAAAGAGAAUAGCUGAAAUGUGUAAGCAUAAAAACAAAAUUAACAUAAAUUAUAUAUAUAAAAAGCAAGUAGUUCGACUGAAAAAAGAAAAAUAUAGUAAGCUAUACAGCUCAAGAAAAGAAAAUUUUGAUCCAAAUGAAGCUCUUCCAACAAUGAAAUGUUAUGACUCUACAGAGUGUUACAACGAUGAAGCAUUAUUAUAUGCAAGUAGGAGAGAUAUACCAGUUAAUCUAUUAUCUAAAUUAAAGGAUAACAUAAGAUUGUAUAAAAAUUCAGAAGAAUAUAAAAAUUUUCGAAAAAAUUUAAUCAACGAUGAGAAGGUUGGUAAAAGCAAAAUGUACACUUUUAAGAAUGAGGAUUUACAAAAUUUUUUAUGUGAAGGUUCACAUUUUUUUCAGCGAAGAAUAGAAAAGGUAGAAGGGGGAAACAAUGUAAAUAAGAAUAAUUUUAAAUAUGAACCCAAAAAAAAAAAAAGUGUUAUAAAAAACGUUAUAGAUACAUGUAUGAAUAAUGUGGAGAAUUCGGAAAAUUGCUCUGUAAAUGAAUCAUUACUAUGUGUUAAUGAACAGGAUAUGCUUAUACAGAAGAUCAUACAACAGGGUCACAAAUAUGUAGAAGAGAAACCCACAAAAAACAUCAAUUUGAAUUUAUAUAAAAAUCAUGAUUCGUUUCCAUCUGAUAAAUUUUUAAGAUAUCCUCAUUUUGCAAUACAACCGGAAUAUUAUAAACCCAAUGGAAUAAAUAAAGAAGAUAAUUUAUACAAAGCUCAAAAUGUUAGUACAAAUAAUGGGGAAGCGUCAAUCAUGCAUCAAGAGGAUGAUCCAAAAAGGAUGAAAAAAGAAAAAAAUAAUAUGCACAUUACUGAUUGUGCAGGGGAAAGGACAAAAAUUGACACUCAAGAGGAAAACUCAUUUUGUAAAAAAUUGGUAGCAAAAAGCGCACAUAGUGAAACAGAAGAAGAGAGUAUGAUAGAUAAAGCGCAUGAUGAAUUGAAUCAGAUGAAGGGUAAUAAUAACAGACUGUUCAAAAGCAUGUACAAUAAUAUUAAAAAAAAACAUAGUCAUUCAUCCAGGCAUGGAAAUAAGGAGAAUAAAUGGAAUGGUAAAAAAUAUAUAUAUUACAAAAUUUUGUAUAAAAACAUGUGUAAAAAUAUGUACAAACGGUUGUAUAAAAAUGUAUGCAAUAAAAGUAUUCGGAAGAAUUAUAUCACCGAUUCGCCUCACAAGUUACACAGGAGCUAUGAACAUAAAUUGGUUAAGAAGUGCUACGGUAAUGAUGACUAUAAUGAUGAUGGUGCCGAUUACGAUGACUGUUUAAACCGAUGGGUAUUUGAAAAGGAAAAUCAGGAGAAGAAAGAACUCAUUACAGCAUCAUUAGCAUGUUCGAAUGAAUUAUGUAAUUAUAAAACGAGCAAAAAGGUUAACAAAGAAGGCAUUAAAAAAAAAAAAAUUUUUGCAAAUGAAAAAAAGGAAACAGUAUUAAAUGAUCAUAACAGGUGUAAUAUGUACACACUUUCAAAUGACCACAGUAACUCGUCUUUAUUACGCAAGAGUGACGAUAAUGAAAACGAUGAUAAAAAUGAUGAUGCAAAUGAUGAUAAAAAUGAUGAUGCAAAUGAUGAUAAAAAUGAUGAUAAAAAUGAUGAUGCAAAUAGCCAUUUUAAUAGUGGAGAAAAUGAUGAUGAAAAAAGGGAAGAGCACGAAGGAUGUGAAAAGGAAAAAUAUAACAAUUUCAUUAUUCAGGAUGAUAACAAAAUAAAUAAUUAUUUUAAAUAUAAAAAAAAUAUGGUAAAAUCAUGUGACUGUUUAAAUUAUAAUUGUAAUAAGGAAAAUUUUUUUUUUGAGAUUUUAAAAAAUAGCGAAAAAAAAAAAAAAAAAAAUUUUGUCGGUAAAAUUAUCAAUAAUAAUAAUAAUGCACUAGAGGUGAAAACUGUUUUUUCAACACAGCAAAAAAAUGAUGAGGCGGCCACUGAUAAGUCUUCGAAAUUUAUAACCGUAGAAAAGAAAGAAGAAAAGAAUCUUCAUCGUCCUUUUGCUAGCAAGAAUUGUAACAAUAACGGUAAUAAUAAUAAUAAUAGUAGUAGUAAUUAUAAUAUUUGUAGUGAUAAAAAUAUUUGUAGUGAUAAAAAUAUUUGUGGUGAUAAAAAUAUUUGUAAUAAUAAUAUUUGUAAUAAUAAUAUUUGUAGUAAUAAUAAUUAUAACAUUAAUAAUAUUUGUAAUAAUAAUAUUUGUAAUAAUAAUAUUUGUAAUAAUAAUAUUUGUAAUAAUAAUAUUUGUAAUAAUAAUAUUUGUAGUAAUAAUAUUUGUAGUAAUAAUAUUUGUAGUAAUAAUAAUUAUAACAUUAAUAAUAUUAGUGAUAGUAAUAAUAAUAACAGCAAUUGUACUUUUAAAAAGAGCAGCACCGUUAACUUCAACUGUAGCUGUAGCCGUAGUAGUAACAGUAGUAACUGUUAUUUCUCCUUCCGCAGCGACAAGUACAAUAAUGUGCGUACGAGUAAACAUUUUACUGAUAAUAACGAUGUGAAAAAAAAGGAAGGCUGCUGCAGUAGUAGUAGCGGUAAUAACAGCGGUAGUGUUAUCGACAGUGUUAGCAAUAAUAGCAGGGGUGUAGACACUUUUCUGAAUAGUUCAUAUUCAAAUGCUGAUGAAAAACUGGGGUUACACGGCCCAUCAGUAGAAGAACAAAAUUUCACGUACAAUAACCACAAAGGAAGCAACAGUAAUUCGUUUAAUAUGUUAAAAAAAAAAAAAUGUUCAUAUAGUAAAGAAAAUAAAAAUAUUGAAAAAGGGGUAAAUGACAAAGAAAUUUAUAUGUUCAACAAGAACGGAAAUCAUAGUUGUAACAUAAUAAAGAACUAUAAUUGCAAAGAAAUAUCGAUGAAGAAUGAAAAGGAAAGAUGUGUUCAACAUGUGGCCAUCAAAAAUAAAGAAAAAGUUAUUCAACCAAAGAAACGGGAUAGCAGAAGUGUAAAAAGUUCCUAUGAUGCGGAUGAAGUGGAUGAUGCGGAUGAAGUGGAUGAUGCGGAUGAAGUGGAUGUUGCGGAUGAAGUGGAUGAUGCGGAUUGUAUGAAAAGAAACACUUCUUUUAGUAGUGCAGAAGACAGAAGCGACGAUGAAGUGAACUUCAUCAGCAAUAAGGAUAACGAGUUGAACAGCUUUGAUGUAGCUGGCGAAUGGGAACGUGUAUAUAAUAACGAGGAGAACGCUCACGGGAGUAAUGAUAUUAUUGCUAAAGAUGUGGAAGAAAUGAGAAUUAAUAAACUGUUCUUUGAAGAUAUUUGCAUAUUCAGGAUAAAUGAAAAGAAUGAUCCUAGCUUUAAUGGUAAUUGUAAUGGUAGUAGUCGUGGUAGCCAUCGGGGUAGUACCAUCAUGUGCAGUAAUGACAUGUUUGAUUAUUACCAUAACAAAGGAGUAUAUCCGAAGCAUUUGAUUCAUAAUAAUUGCAUGAACAAUAUAGAUAUAACCAAAUUAGAGUUAAACAAGAAAUUGUAUAAACAUAUUAAUGAUGAAGUGCAGAAUUUGAUGAAGAAGGAAGACAUGUAUGAACUUGAAAUGAACGUGGGUCUUGUGUUUAGAAAAUACAUUUCGGUAAUAAUAAAUUUGUUGUGUAAUUAUUUACUUAUUAAAAAAAAUGAAAAAAAUGUGAUAACAUGUAUAUCUUAUAGUAAUAUACGGGAAAUUAAUAUCGUUAAGAAGAGCAAGAAGAAGAAGAAAAAUACCUAUUUAUUUAAACUAGUAUAUGUAUUUAAAAAAAAAGAGCAACAGUCAGAAAAGAAUGUUACUCUGUUAUUUAAAUCAAAUCAAAUGGAAGUAUAUGAAAAGAUACAAAGUAAACUACAAUCUAGUGAGACAAAGAAGCAGGAUAAAAAUAAAGAGUAUUUAGAUAUAGAAACAGUGUACAGUUAUAUGGUUGAUAAGUAUAAAAAAGUGUAUGUUUUAUAUUUAAGCCAUUUAUUACAAGUAUGUGAGAGAACAUUAAGAAAAUUUGCCUUAAGGUGUUCAUAUCACAGAUGGAAAAUUAGCUAUAACUAUGAUAUAAGAGUCGAAGAAAUGAAAAAAACAAGGAUUAGAUUAAUACAAGGAAUUACAGACAAAUUAGAAUUUUAUCUAAAAAAAUAUGUACAAAAUUAUUUGAAUUUCAUGCUAAUAAGGAGUUAUGAAACGAGUUUUAUAAAUUACCAAGUGAAAACAAACGAUAUGUUGUUUAACAUGAUUAUUAAGGAAAAAAUUGUAUAUAAAGAAAAUUUAGAAAAACAAAGUUUUUUAUUAUUAUUUAAUGUAUUAUCUAGUUUAUAUAAAAGUAGGAUGACUAAUUAUUUUAGAUGUUUUAUACUUAACAAUGGAAUGUUAAGUAAAAGGAAAAAGGCUUUUUCCUAUGCAUUAACGCAUGUGAAUAGUAUUUUAGUACAAUACAAUAAUAGAAUCAUCUCAUUUGUAAUAUCAAAAUUAAAAUUUAAUUAUGACCAUGUAACUUAUUUUUCAUUUAUUAUGUAUAAAAUUUAUUUGAGAAGGAUUUUUAUCGGCUACAUACGAUUGAGGGAUAUGCGAUUAGGUAAGAAAAUGGUAAUAGAAAAAAAUGUAUACAAACUAAUUAAGAUUAUAACAAGAGUAGUUGAAAGUGAAAAAUAUUACGCUUUUUUAAAAAUUCAAAAAUUUAUUUUUGAUGAAAAAGAGAAAAGAAAUAAACUUAUAUGUGAUAACUUAAUGUUUGCAAAUAAUGAACUAUGUAAUAAUUUAGAUAAUGUAACAAUUGAAAAAGGAAUAAACAAAUUAGAAUGCAUUUACAAAUUUAAGAAAAAAGAAUAUUUAGUAAAGCAUUUUUAUACCUUAAAAGGACCACAACUUAAUUCUUCCCAUUUUAAUCAUUCUUUAAAAUAUUGUUCUAUUUUUGUAUUCAUAUUAAAUAAAAUACUUCAACGGAAAAUGCAAGAUCUUUUUUUCUUUUUUGUCCUAAAAUGUUUUCAAAAUAAUAAUAAAAGUAGACUUAUCUAUGCUAUGAAAAAUUUAGAAUUGUUAAUGAUUUAUAAGGAAAAAACGUAUAUCCUCAACUUACUAAAAUUGUAUGAUCAAUACCCCUACCUCUUUAAGUAUAAUCAUUUAACGAAGAUUGAAAUUUUUGCCAUAUCCAUUCACAAUUUUAUCAACUUUUGCAAUAGAAAAUUGUUGUUGAACUUUUUGUUAAAAUUGCAUUAUUUGAAAUAUCAAGAACAGGUUAUUAAUGCAUACACGUGUAUUGGAAACUUAUACAAGUUUGUGCAUACUGCCAACAGGCAAAUACAGUCUCGGUUGAGGCAUUCUUUCCACCUACUCCUACAGCACGCGCACAUGGCACAAGUGAGCCAGCAAGAGGUGAGCCAACAGGAAGAGACUCUACAAUAUGGUACAGCAAAACAUGCCAAACCGCAAAAUGCACAUAUGAAGAAUAACAAAAUCAUGAUGAAGGAAAAAUGCAAAACAAAAAAAACUAAACUAAAAUUAAACUAUAAUAAAUCUCCGUCCUUACCUCCCUUAUACCAAUUUAAAAAUGAGGACCCCAUUUCAUCUGACCCCCUAAAUCUAAUCAAAAAAUACCCCUACUUAUUUUACCACUCCAGUAUAUCACCAGCUCGUACCGCAAUGACAAAUGAUAAAUUGUCUUUGCCGUCAAGUGACUCUGUGUCCAACAUUUUUUCGUACGCUUAUGAAGACAUGGACAAAAUUAAAAGAAAAAUAUAUGAUUUCAACACCAGAAUUAAUGACGUUAAUUUAUAG